Gossypium arboreum is the source of this 1004-nucleotide messenger RNA. RefSeq lists its product as uncharacterized. The transcript is spliced from 4 exons. Gene Ontology annotation, molecular function: metalloendopeptidase activity. NCBI's taxonomy places the organism in Eukaryota, Viridiplantae, Streptophyta, Magnoliopsida, Malvales, Malvaceae. Gene Ontology annotation, cellular component: membrane. The coding region runs from base 88 to 981 and encodes 297 amino acids. Gene Ontology annotation, biological process: CAAX-box protein processing. The record is from RefSeq and is a predicted model, not a curated record.
UAAACCACAUAAUUCUAGUAAUCAGGUUUCUUUGAGUUGAGAAACCAGGUAGUUAAAAAAGAGAAUUUUAGAGGGGGAAUACCAAAAAUGAUUCUUGCUUCGCCUAUCCUUAACCCCAAACCUAAAUUUGGCGGCCAUUUCAGCAAAUCGCUUGCUAUAUCUUCCAACCCUUUGCUUCGCUGCUCCUUCUUCAGCACUAAAUUCAGUUCUACUCUUCUCAAGUGUCACUGCUGCACCCACAACAAAGAUACAGAUAAGUCCACUCAAGGGUUUUCAGUGUUGACAUCAGACAUCCCAUGGAAGACGGAGAGUUUAUGGAGCACCAUGGCUUUGUAUAUGUUCAAUUUGCACAUUCCUUUGGGUUUUGGUGGCCUUUCCAUUGUUUCUUAUCUCUUGCAUCAACCUGUCCUUGAUCCCCAGACUGAGGCACUAUCGUUGCUUGUAAUUGAUACUUUGGAACUGCUUGCUACUUUCUUUCUCCUGAAGAGCACCAUUAAGCCAAACAAUAGGCUUUUGGACAUUUUCAAAGUUAACCCGUUAGAAAGGAAUUGGUUAUUAGCAUCAGCACUGGGUUUCGGAGUACUUAUUUUGUUAGUUUUCCUUACAUCAAUUGUUGUUGAUGGAUUAUAUGGGAUAAAGGAUGUAAAUAAUCUGAUACUGAAGGAAAUGCUUGUAAGAAGUGACAUCUCCAAAGGUGCUUGUAUUACCGUAUACUGCAUCAUCACACCUAUCUUAGAAGAAAUGGUAUACAGAGGCUUCAUGUUGGCAUCUCUUGCCUCGACAAUGAAUUGGAAGCAAGCAGUUGUGAUUAGUGCCGCCGUCUUUAGUGCAGCUCACCUGUCUGGUGAGAACUUUUUACAGUUGUUUGUCAUUGGGUGCAUCCUUGGGUGCUCUUAUUGUGGAACUGGAAACUUGAGUUCUUCCAUUCUCAUACAUUCUUUGUAUAAUGCGUUCACAUUGAUUGUAACUUUUUUAUCAUAGAUAACAAGUUUGAUUUCUUCUCU